AUGAAUUAUUAUAAUAAAAAAAAGAGAAAAUGUAAAAUAAAUUUUAUAGAUAUAGAACUCGAAGCAUUUAUAUUUGGUUGUUUUUUGUAUUCAUGGAAUAAAAUAAUAACGGACAAUAUUAAAAAUAAAAAUAAUAAUAAAAAUAGUAAUCCUAAAAAUAGCAGUACUAAAAAUAGUAUUAUUAAUUAUAGUAAUAAAAAUAAUUUUUCAAAAGAUAAUAACAAAAAAUGCACUAAUAUAAGAAAUAAUAGAAAAUUAUGUAAUAAUAAAAUUUUCAAUAAUGCAAAAAACUUAAGUUAUGAAAACACUAAUAAAAAUUCAAUUGAUGAAAAUUGUUAUGAUAUAUCUGAUGAUGAGAUAAGUUGUAAUUUAAAUGAAGAUUUUCAAAUAAAAAAUAAAAUAGAUAUUGAUUUAUUGAAUGAAAAAUUAUUAAACUUUGUAAAAGUAAAUUUUUCUUUAAAUAGAAAAGACUUUAAUAUAUGCCAUGAUUUAUAUGAUUUCUAUAAACAUAUUAAGGAGGAAGAGAAAAAUGAUGAAAUAAAAAUACAUUAUGAUUUUUUGAAAACAAAUAGUAAUAUUAAUGUAAAUAAUUUAGGUAAUAAAAAAAGAAUCUAUGAUACAAAUUAUUUAAAAAAUAGAAAAAAAUAUAUAAAUACAGGUAUAAAAAAUAUGAGAAAUUGUGUGUUUUGUGAUAUCGCAUUAAAUAAGAAAAAAGUACCAGGUUACUCAAAAAUUCAAAAUUUUAUACAUUUAUGUACAAAAAAAGUUUAUGGGAGCAAAUGUUUUCAACUAGUUAAUAAAUGUAUUAUAAAUAUAAAAACGUUUGAUGACAGUUUUGUACAUUCAAUUACAAUAGAACGGUUAUUCAGUUAUAUAUGUAAAAAUAUUGAUAAAAACUUACUUUUUUUUUGGUUUAAAUUUUUAAACGUUCUCCUAAAUGUAACUAUUAAUAAAAAAUUAAUGAUAAAAAUUUUUUUUUUUUUUUGUAUGAAAAAUUUACUAGUUUCUUCUUAUUUUAAUUCAGAAGUUGUAGAAAACCACGAAUUUCUCAAUAAAGGUAUUUCAUCUAAACAUGAAAAUUCCUUUUUAUCAGACAUAAUUAAGAAAUAUAAAUAUGAAAAUAUUACUAAUAUUAUUUUAAAUAACAAUUUUAUAUUAUUACAAAAUUUAUUUGACUAUUUUUACAUGAUUUGUUCUAGUAGAAAUAUGCACUUUUAUGACAAUUUUUUUUUAAACGUUCAAAUGAUUAACUUUAUUUAUCUUAUACAAAUAAAUUUUUUUCAUUAUUUUUACCUUAAAUUAUACAAAAAAAUUCAGAAUUACAAAGUUAAUCAAUUAGUAUACGAAUAUAAUAGAUGUGAUAAUACUUCUAAAAAUGCAAUUAAAAAAAACAAAAAAGAUUAUAACAAAGAAAAAAACAGUUUGCGAAAAAUAAUCAAAAGAAAACUUUAUUCCUAUUCCAUUAACAAAAAUGAAAUACAUAUUAAUAAUAAAAAUAAUAUUAAAAAUGUAUCAAAAAAAAAUACAAUUCUUAUAAAAUAUAAAAAUUCAAAUGAUACUGGAUUAGAUAUGAAUGAAGUGUGGAAAAAUAAAGCAAAUGUUCAAAAUAGGAGUAGUAUUAUUAAUAAAAAUAAAAAAGGUGAAAAUAUCAAUAAUAAUAAAAGUAUUAAUAGUAACUAUAUUUAUAAUAAUAUCAUUAGUAAUAACUAUAAUAUUAAUACUAAGAUCUAUAAUAAUUUUAAUAUUAACUAUCAUAACAACAUUAAUAAUAUGUAUAACCUAAAUAAUAUUGAUUACUUAGUAUCAUCACGAAUAGAUGAAAAGUAUUCUGAGAAAAUCAAGAAUAAUUUAUGUGAAAAAUUAUGUACUGAAAAGAAAGUAUGUAUAAUAAGAAACCUACAAAUUUUUUUUAAAAGAGCAUAUAUAUUUUUAAACAAAUAUAUAAAAAAUGAACAAUUGAUAAAUCAAAGUAACAUAUUUUCAUUUUUAUUUGACGCUUUACCAUCAUUAAACUUUAAGCGUAAUGUUAAUAAUAUCUUAGCACCACAUAUUUUUUCAAUAUUUUCAAAAUAUCAGUUUAUUGAAAUAUUUAACUUUAUAGAAAAUUUAAAAAAUUUAUAUAAUUUAAAAAAAAUGAAAAAAAAAAACUUACGUAAUAAUGAAUACCCUUGUUUAAAAUUUUUAAAUGACUUACAGGGAUUAAACUACAUUUACAACAAUUUAAAAAAUGAUUACUUGAUUUUAACAGAAAAUUUAUAUAUGGAAAUGAAAGGUAAAAAUGAAAAAAAAAAAAAAAAAAAGGAACAAAAUAAAUUAAAAUAUAGUAAAAGUACUAUUCAAAAUUUAAUUCAAAAUGGUAAAACAGAUAUUUAUAAGAAUGUUUUUAUUUACAAAUUUUCUUCAAAACAAAUUAAUAUUCAACAUAAUUUAUUUAAUAUAUAUCUGGAAUGUAACCUUUUAAAUAAAGCUUAUAAAUUGGUUAUGAUGAAUUUUGAUUUUUCAUUUUCUUUAACGGCAGAAAUUAUAUUUUUAUUUAAAAUUUAUUUGAUAGAAUUAAAAAAAAAUAAAAUUUUAUAUGCGUUUGAAAUUUUAAAUAUGGUUUUUCAUAAAUGUUUUGUAUUAUUAAAAAAGUACUUGUGUAACCCAACAUCUUUUAAAUUACUGUCCAUCAUAAGCAUAUAUAUUAGUCAUAUGUUAUAUAAUUUUCCAUUUCUAUCUAAAUUUCUUUAUUUUUAUCCAAAAGAUAAAAUUAAUUUUAUUAAAAAUAAUAUAAUAAUUAACGAAAAUAUAAAAAUGAAUCAUUAUAAUAAUUAUUUUUAUCAAAAAAAAAUAUUUAGUUCCUUAAAUUUGUAUAAUAACAAUAGUGAUAAUAAUAAUAAUAAUAAUAAUUAUUAUAUUGAUACAUUUAAUAAUAAAAAUAUAAGUUCAGAACAAAAGAAAUUAAUUAAAAAAGAGAAAAUGAAUGGAGAUAAUGAGACAUUGAUAUCAUCCUACAGAAUGUUAAAUUGUGAAAAAAAUAUGAUAGAAAAUAAAAAUAUAAACGAUCAUAAAAAUAACUUAUAUGAUAAUAAUUACACUUCUAGUGAUGAAACAUAUUUUUGUGAUCAUAUUAGAGAUUUCAAAUUUUUAAACAAAUUUGAAAAAUCAUAUAUAAAUAAAAUUUUGAAAAGUUUCAACUUUAUUUUUAACAUCUUAGAAAUAACAGUAAAUAGCAGUAAUGUUUCUCUUAUAAAUUGCAGUAAAAAUAGUUUGAAUUCAUUUGAUCAGAAAAUAUUUAAUAACCAGUUAGUUCAUGAUGGUAUUUGUAAUGGAAUUUUAUUUAAUAUAAAUAAUUUUAUAAAAGAAAUUGUAAAUAAACUAGAAUAUUAUUUUAAUAACAAUUUUAAAAAAAAAAAUUUACAAAAUCAUAUAAAAGGUUUAGAUAAAGAAAAAUAUAGAAAUUUAUUUUAUGAUUCAAAAAUUGUAAGAUCAUUAAAAUGUUCUGAUGAAGAUUCUUAUUUUUUUAGUUUAGAAUUUUUAUUUUUAGCAUAUGUAUGUUCUAAUUAUUUUUCAGAUAAUGUUUCAAAUAAUUAUAAACAUUUUUUAAAAACUUUUAACUUUAACGAAAUAUGGCCAACUAAUCAUCAAAUAAAAAUAAAAAUAUUGUUAUGUUUAAUAUAUAUGCUUUUGUAUGAAAUAAAUUUAAUAGAUUUAAAAGAUUUUUUUUCAGAAAUAUUAAGAAUAAUUAUUUUUAGAUUUUAUAAUUAUUUAGAUUAUGAUGAUUUACAAAUUUGCCAAUUUAUUUUCUUAAAUUUAUCUAACAACAUAUUAUUUUCAACUUUGAAUAUUAUUGGUGAUAUAAAAAAUGUUAUUAAGAUGAAUGCACAAUCAUUUAAGGAAUUUUUUUAUAUUUAUAAUUUAUCAGAAAAAGAGGAAACAUUUUAUCAAUAUCAAAACUUUUGGAAAAAAAAAAAAAAAAAAAAAGAUUUUAUAAAUGAUUUUCUAAGUUAUUUUUUAAGAAAAAAUGCAGAAAUUGAAAAUAAUUUUAAAAUGAUAAAUAAUAAAAAAUGUGCAGAAGUAAAAUUAAAUGAUAAUGUAUUAAGAGAAGCACAUAAUAUAAAUAACGAAAAAAUUAAUACAUCAUUUAUUUCAAAUAAUAAAAUAUAUAAUGAAACAAAAUUAUGUAGUAGAUUAAUUGGUGAAACAUAUUUAAAUGAUGAAUCAUACUACAAUGAACAUAAUUUAGUUUUUAAUGAAACUAUUAACAAUGAGUUUUCUAUAUCUAAUGAACAUUUACAUUGUGAUUUUGAAUUAGGAGAUACGUAUAAACAAGAAAAUAUUUUCACUUUUACUAGUAAUAUAGAAAAUGAAGAUAACUCAUAUUAUUUUGAUUAUUUUGCAAGUGAAGAAAGUUUAGAAAAAAGUGAUUUUGUAUUUUUUAAGAAAAAUAAUAAUAAUGAAGAAGAAAAAGAAUCAUUAGGAAGCGAUUUUUUAAAUAAAAUAAUAAUUCAAAUAAAUAAAAAAGAGAUAAUUAAAAAAAAAAAUGUCAAAGUAGAUAUUUGUGAAAAAAAAAAUUCAGUAAAUAAAUAUGAUAAUUUGAAUGAAGAUAUAAGAAACAAAAAAAAAGAAUUUAUAAAUAAAGAGGAAGUUUUGAAUAAAAAAAAUCUUUUAUAUUACUUUGAAAAUAAAAUAGAAACAAUAUAUGAUAUGAUUUUAAAUUAUUUUAAAAUAAAAAAAGAAAUGUAUAUAGAUAAUUAUAUUAAUAGCAAAUAUGAAUCAAUAACAAGCAUACAUGAAUACAAAAAUAAAUUAAACUAUUAUGAAAAUGUUCAUCCAGAGUAUUAUAAAUAUUAUUAUUUUCAAAAUUCUUUUUAUUUUUCAGAAGAGUUAUUUGAAACUGAUUAUUUUAUUUUUGCUUUAAAUAAAAAUGUGAUAGAUGAUAAUUUUUCUUUAAAGAAAAAAAAUUAUAUAAGUGUAUGUUUAAAUUUACUCACAAUAAUAGAUUUAUAUAUGGAAUUCAAGGCAAAUAUUUAUAAUAAGCCAUUUUAUUUUAUUAAAAAUUUAAUUAUCACAUGUGCAAAUAUUAGUUUCUGUAAGAAACUGACAAUUAUAUAUGUAAAUUCAUUAAUAAGAUUGUGUCUUUUUGAAAUAAGAAUGAAUAAUUUUUUUACUUCAUCCAAUAUUCUUAUUGAAAUCUUGAAUAAUUUUGAGAAAAUAAAAAUAUACAAAAAUUUAAUAGGAACAAUUUUUUAUUUAUGUGGUUAUUUGUUAUUACAAAAUUUAAAUUAUGAUAAUGAGAAUUUUGAUGAAGAAGAAAAAAGUGUUUUAAUAGAUGAAUAUGAUUAUUACAAUAACUUAAAAAAAAAUAGCAUAUCCUCAUUUCAUAAAAAAAAAAUAGAAAAAUGUAAAUUAAAUAAAGAAAGUUAUAAAAAAAAUUCUAGUACAGAAAAGUUGAAUAACAUAAUAGAUUUAAAUGAAUACGAUAAAAAAAAUUCUUUUUAUGAGACAUCAAAGUGUAUGAAUAUUGAACAACAUAAAAAUAAAAACUUUUUUACAUGUGAGAAUAAAAAGGUAAGUAAGAAAAUUGAAGAUACAAUUAAAAGUAAUAAUUAUUUAUUAAAUGUUACAGGUAAGGAGAAAUUAUCAGAUGAUUAUAUGACUAAUGAAAAAAAAUAUAGUAGUUAUUUAAAAAAGAAAAGUGGAAGAAAACUAAUUCCAUUAAUAAAGAAUCAAAUAAAGAUAACUGAUUUUUUUUCAAAUGUAAAAAAUGAAAAAUCAUUUUAUAUGUCUUUUGAAAGUUCUGUUGUAUCAGAUCAUACGAAAAGUAACACCUUUUAUAGGAGUAGUGAGAAAAGGAGGAAAAUAAAUAAUGAAUUAAGUGAUCAUAUAAAUAUACAAAAAAUAAAAUAUAUUUCUGAUAAAAAUGUAAAGAAAAAAAAUAUAUUUUAUUAUUUUUGUGAUAAAUUAAAUAAAAAGCAAUUUUGUUUAUUUUUAAUAUGUUUUUACAUAAAACGAGCUUUGAAUUAUUGGAAAUAUGAAGGAGAUUCUAUAGGAAUUUUUAAUGGGGUUCAACAAAAAAGAAGAAUAAAAGAUUCCUUUUUUUUUCUAAUGUCUUCAUAUAAAUUUUUUUAUAAAUCAUCAUUAUUCCUAUUGAAACAAAAAAACACCCAAGAUUAUAAAUACCCUUUUUUUAAUUAUGAGCUAUUUAAAACAUAUUAUAAAUUUUAUAUUUAUUACAAAGAAAAAUUCUUGAAAUGUAGUAAUGAAAACAUUGUUAAUUUAUUAUAA
Molecule: messenger RNA, 6267 nt
Organism: Plasmodium gallinaceum
Lineage: Eukaryota; Apicomplexa; Aconoidasida; Haemosporida; Plasmodiidae
Product: conserved Plasmodium protein, unknown function
Exons: 1
Coding region: 1-6267 (2088 amino acids)
Source: RefSeq, a predicted model, not a curated record